GCGGUAAAACCCGGAUGGGUAAGGAUCCUUUUUCUCCACUACGGUGAUUCUUACCCAAUCAUGUCCGGGGCAUGACAGGCACCGCCAACGCAAAUCAAAUCAAUGCCUCCGCAUCGGGACAGCUCCCGUAUCAUGGACGAGUAUUCCAAUAGCACGAAGGAGCUAGGACGUGAGUGUUACCGACUGGGGGUGGUAUCCAAUCAUAGGCGGGGCAUGACAGGCUCUCCAGGUAAGCCAAUGCCACUGAACCCCACUCCGUGACCAGAUCUCCGACAGGACGAAACGGUAAGUGGUAGCAAGGCAAUUCCGCGAUGGUCUGGGCGACCCUGCCCAGCCAUUGAAAAGCUGACAGUUUCCUACAGACAAAAGUGCGAGCCAUAGACAUUUGACAUACCUAUCAAGAUUCCAAGACCCGUUCGUUAUAUUUGAAAAGUUACUCGGCACCUUCCACUACCAUAACAAUGGCUAUGGCAUGCAGCAUAUCGGCUCCAGAACAUCAACCGGGAAGCAUGACGCGCGAAGAAGUCCUCAAGUUGAUGAAGGAAGUUAGCAGCGUUGCCAAACAGGACUUUGUUCUCAUUGAUUUACGACGCAAUGACCAUGAAGGCGGGACGAUUCGUGGUUCCAUCAACCUCCCUGCCCAAAGCUUAUAUCCCACAAUCCCCAAGCUUUACGGUGUGUUCAAGGCCGCGGGUUUGCGCAACAUAAUUUGGUAUUGCUCUUCGUCACGUGGGCGCGGUACGCGAGCUGCUGGUUGGUUCGGUGACUACAUCGCCAAUCGCGGCGACAGCGAGAUGAGAAGCUUGGUUUUGUUGGAAGGAAUCAAGGGCUGGGCAACGGCGGGCGGCGAAUUUAUGGAGUGGAUGGACGAAUAUGAACCCGCCGUCUGGUCUGUUAAAUGACCUACUAUGAAAUGCUAUAUCGUUAAUUCAUUUAUUUGUUAUUCUGUUA
Molecule: messenger RNA, 951 nt
Organism: Fusarium redolens
Lineage: Eukaryota; Fungi; Ascomycota; Sordariomycetes; Hypocreales; Nectriaceae
Product: Rhodanese-like domain-containing protein
Exons: 4
Coding region: 468-902 (144 amino acids)
Cellular component (GO): nucleus; cytoplasm
Molecular function (GO): protein tyrosine phosphatase activity
Source: RefSeq, a predicted model, not a curated record